UGCAAAUGGUCGCCCUAUUGUACUCUGUGAUCGGCAGCAGCUGAGAGGCUCUCUAUGGCCAGGUGCCAGACAUGUCUCUAGUACUUUGAGCUCAUUCGUGUUGCAGCCUUUAGAGUACAGAAGUCAUUAAUUACUUUGGGGAAGUUGCAAUACCUGCACCCUCUUCUCCCAGCACUGCCCAGGGACAGGCAGCAGUGAGCAGACAAGAAAGACUCCCAAAAAUGGCUUUGGGGACCGCUCUGGUUUAUGAUGAGGAGAUGACGACGUAUAAACUGCUUUGGGACGACCCAGAGUGUGCCAUCGAAGUCCCUGAGCGGUUAUCUAAAUCUUAUGAGCGGUUGCAGCAUUAUCACCUCGUGGAGAGAUGUGUCCGGUUACCUGUCCGAGAGGCUUCCGUGGAAGAGAUUACCUUGGUGCAUAGCCCUGAUUAUCUGGAUGUUGUUAAGAGCACGCAGACCAUGAAUGAAGAAGAACUUAGGACAACGUCGAAGAAGUACGUUGCUGCUUAUUUUCACCAGAAUUCCUAUCGCUGUGCCAAGCUGUCCCUUGGUGGCACCUUACAGCUGGUGGAUGCAGUCCUGUCUGGGGAGGUGCAGAACGGAAUGGCUCUUGUAAGACCUCCAGGGCAUCACAGUCAACGCGAUCAAAGUAAUGGAUUCUGUGUUUUUAAUAAUGUUGCAAUUGCUGCAAAAUACGCCCAAAAAAAGUACAAUUUGCAGAGAAUCCUGAUUGUUGAUUGGGACGUACACCAUGGACAAGGAAUUCAGUACAUCUUCGAGGAUGAUCCCAGCGUUCUUUACUUUUCUUGGCAUCGUUAUGAACACAAAAUAUUUUGGCCAAAUCUCACCGAAUCAGACUAUGACUGUGUCGGAAAAGGGCAAGGAACUGGCUUUAAUAUAAAUCUCCCGUGGAACAAGAUCGGCAUCGGUAACGCGGAUUACAUUGCAGCCUUUCUACAUGUGCUCCUGCCUUUAGCCUUCGAGUUUGAUCCUGAAUUGGUUCUGGUGUCUUCUGGAUAUGAUUCUGGAAUUGGUGAUCCAGAGGGCCGUAUGAACGCCACCCCAGAAUGCUUCAGUCAUCUCACCCAUCUGCUCACAAACCUUGCUGGUGGGAAACUAUGUGUUGUUCUCGAGGGUGGAUAUCAUCUGACGUCACUGUCUGAAUCUGUCUGCAUGACUGUAAGGACGUUACUUGGAGACGCAGUGCCCAGGCUAUCGGGGGACAUGACUCCGUGUCACAGUGCUUUAGAAUCAAUACAGAAUGUACGCACCGCACACACUCCUUACUGGCAGUGCCUAUCCAUGGAUGAAACCAAGCCGGUGCAACAAUGCAGUACUAAAGGCAGUUCCACUCUAGAGCUUCCUUACGAACAGCAAGAAAGCGCUGAUACAGCCAGGUUUGACAGCUUGAUUGAGUCUCACAUGAAAAACAUCCUGUCCCCUGCACCUCCUUUCCGAACCUCUGCUGUAACCCCUGAUGGGAACACAUUUAUUAUACCCGCCGGCGUGCAUGUUGAGGACCAGGUUGCUCCAAGGGAACAAAUUGAUGCGGCCUGCAGUGGAAUUAGUAUGUCACACUUAAAUGAAGGGCAUCUAGUACAUUCUGUGGGCAAAAUGUUAACAGUCAUCAACAAACUGGUGAAAAAGCAGACAAAGAAUGCUGUGGUUUUAUCACCAAGUACGUCACUAUCGGCAGCUGUGGCUCUGCAGACUUCUUUGAAUUUGGGUAUUGAGAGGGUGCUCUAUGUUCAUGUUGGGGAUUUGGAUUCAGAACGUGAUUUUGAAAAUGAUCAGAAAACACUGUUUGUUAAAGUUUGUGGAGACCAACCAUCCAAAGUAUUUUCAAAAUAUCACAUUUCUCUAAAAUGGAAAGACACUCCUGAUGAAAGUAGCAGCUUCUUUUAUUUGGUUUUGCAAAUUCUACUUCCUUUGGCUUACAGCUACCAGCCUGACUUUAUUCUACUGAGUGCAGGAAGUAACAGGAGCGUUGGCAAUAGAGAUAUAUUGCUGCUUUCCAACAUGCUGCAAGUUUUGGCGGAAGGAUGGAUUCUUGCUAUAAUCCCGGAUACUGAACCAGAGCUGGCAGUGGGUAUUUCCAGCAGCUUAGCGGGAUGUUCAACAGCAAUGCACUACGGGCCGUAUAAAUGUCCUACUAAAGAGUGCGUGAACAGCUUAAAGGAGAUACAGCGCGCCCUGCAGGAGGACUGGAGAAUGCUCAGGAAUUAUGCUGCGUAAAAUACAUUCUGCUGUGUACACGGAUAUCCUUAGAAAGCUCUCUGAAAUCCUUUCUUGCAAAGCCUCUGUGAUGGAUAACCUGGCACUUGCAAACGAACAAACCACCGAACGGAGUCAAUAGUCUUACGCUUGAGCUUGUUCCCUUCAUCUUGACGAAUGAUCUUACUGAACAGUGCCCUUCUAAGCUGAAUAGAAACAAAUGCAGGCGAUGAUGGAACUUCAGCUCGGGGAAUUUAUGUAUCCGAUUUCAGUUCCAUGAGAUUCAUGCCCAAACACCGCUGCCUGCAUUCAUACGAACAAGAUGGCCGCCACCUUGUGGUUGUUGACUGGAAUCGCGGCCACCUAGACGAACAAUUAGAACACUGCAGUGAGAAACGUUCCAAGUUGUUAAUAGGUGUUAACAAGGUCCCGGUGGUCCCUGUUUGAAGUAUAUUAACCAGUUCUAUUGCAGAGCCCAUAGUCACAGGGUAAAAGGCUGGCAAGUAGUCCCCUCCAAAAACCAGUGGCGAAGUUGCUUUCGUCGCAGCCUCUAUCGUCUUUCACAAUCAAGUGCUGCAGCAUCAAGUUACAAGGGAC
Messenger RNA from Pelobates fuscus (common spadefoot toad), 2810 nucleotides. RefSeq names its product histone deacetylase 10 (gene HDAC10). Gene Ontology annotation, biological process: negative regulation of transcription by RNA polymerase II. Gene Ontology annotation, molecular function: deacetylase activity. The transcript has 21 exons. Lineage: Eukaryota; Metazoa; Chordata; Amphibia; Anura; Pelobatidae. The coding region runs from base 222 to 2234 and encodes 670 amino acids. The record is from RefSeq and is a predicted model, not a curated record.